This is a messenger RNA of Pneumocystis jirovecii RU7, 1692 nucleotides long. RefSeq lists its product as uncharacterized. Lineage: Eukaryota; Fungi; Ascomycota; Pneumocystomycetes; Pneumocystales; Pneumocystaceae. Gene Ontology annotation, molecular function: cysteine-type deubiquitinase activity; cysteine-type endopeptidase activity. The coding region runs from base 1 to 1692 and encodes 563 amino acids. The record is from RefSeq and is a predicted model, not a curated record. Gene Ontology annotation, cellular component: cytosol; nucleus. Gene Ontology annotation, biological process: protein deubiquitination. The transcript has 4 exons.
AUGCUAAAAAAUACAAAAUUUCAAUAUAUUGAAGAUACUAUUUUACUAACACCUUGGCAUUAUUUUUUUUGGGUUAUUAUAGCACUUAUAGUUUCUUAUAUUUAUAUUGGAAUAUUUUUCAGUCUUCCAUCAUUAUCAGAUUUUUAUAUUAUGUUUUUUGAUAUUAUAGAAGAAAAAAAAAAAAAUAUCAUAAAAAACAUACUUGGUAAAAAUAUUUUUAAUAAAAUAAAAUCACAAAACCUAACAAAAAAUGAAACAAGUAUUAGACACGAACAAACCAUUGGCGGACUUUAUAAUUCAGGAAAUAGUUGUUAUAUAAACUGUAUUCUUCAAUCGUUUGCAUCUUUAAAUGAACUAGAAUAUAUUUUAGAGAAAUUAUCUAAAGAACAUGAUAAUCCUAUUGCAUCAGCUACAUUUUCUAUUAUAUUUAAGCUUAACCAUUCUUCCUCAUUAUCUCAAACACACAGCACUUCCAAACUCAUAAAAACCUUGUCAUUGAAUAAAAAAAAUUUUGGCUAUGAGCAACAGGAUGCUCAGGAAUUUUUUCAGAUUUUAACAAUGCAAUUAAAUGCAGAAAUUUUAAAAAUGUCGAAAAGACACACAGAAAAAGGAUUUUCAGAUUCUAUUAAAACAAGACCAGAAAAUUUCAAUAUCAAAAAUGAAAUAAAAAGUCCAUUUGAUGGACUUAUGGCUAAUAAAUUGGAAUGUAUGAAUUGCGGGUUUUCAGAAGGGAUAAUUCAUUCGUUGUUUACAAGCGUAUCUCUCCCAUUGUCAUCAAAAGAAUUAUGUUCGUUGGAAGAUUGCUUAUCAGCAUAUGUUAAUAAAGAAAUAAUUGAGGAUAUUGUUUGUCAAAAAUGCUCAUUAAUUGCAUCUAAAAGCGAUCUUGAAACUCUUUUAAAAUCUUUACCCGAUCCAGAAAUAUCAGAAACUAUCAAGAAAAAAUUAAAUGCUAUUAUUUCAGCUCUGGAAACAGAUGUUUUAGACGCAGAGUAUCUCAAAGAAUUCAAAUUGCCUCGUCUUGUUAAUACUGUUAAAUCAAAACAGAUCAUGUUUGCUCGUCUUCCUAAAAUUCUAACUCUUCAUAUUAAUCGCUCAACUAUAUCUCCUAUUAAUGGAUCUAUUUACAAAAAUACAGCAUCCAUAACAUUCCCCCUUAUAUUGGACUUAAAUAAAUACACUACAUCAUACUCAAAUUUAUGGAUAGAUCCUUUACAAACAAUGUCUAUACAUGUUAAUCAAAAAAAACCAUUAAAGUACGAAUUAAAAUCAAUAAUUGUACAUUAUGGUUCUCAUACAUCUGGUCAUUAUAUAACAUUUAGAAAAACACCAAAAGGAUGGUUUAAAAUUAGCGAUAAAAAUGUUUGGGCAUGCACAAUUGAAGAAGUUCUUCAAUCAGGAAAUGUUUUUAUGCUAAUGUACGAAGAAAUGAAAAAUACUCUUAAUAUAAAUCAAAUUAUUUACAAUUUUAAAUCAGAAAAUUAUACUAAAUCUUACCCAAUAAAAUAUCUUUCCUCAAUAUUUAAUAACGAAAAAGAAAAUCAAAAUAAAGAAUUUCAAUCAGAUAACAAAACUCAAAAUUCAUCAAACGUUUCAACAAUUAAUGACAUAAACUAUUUAUAUCCAAUAAUGAAAACAUGUAUUACGAGAUCAUCAUUAUAUUCAUCAUUACCUAUAAUGACAAAAAAAAGUUAA